CCUAAUAAUAAUAUCUACCACGGCUAUUUACGAAUAACUAUUACGUGACCAUUUUUAUUAAUCUUUCUCAUUUCCAAACGUGAAGAAGCUCUCAUUUCUCUGUUAUCUUCAACUUGCUGGACAAAUGGCACCAAGGUGGAAAGGAAAAGAUGCAAAGUCGAAAAAGGAUGCAGAAGGCGAGGCACUUAAAGAACCCAUGUCAAAGAUUAUAUCGCAACUUCACUCUUCUUUACUUCAAUCAAAUACUUGUGGAUUUCUCUCUGAUAAUUGUGUACACUUAGCAGUGCAGCCUGAACAGCUUGAACUGCUUGAUAAAGCGUGCUUUGGUCGACCUGUGAGAAUCGUUGAAAAUGACGUGUGCUGGUUUCAGUUAACCUUGGAGGAAGCAUUCUACCUAUGUUACUCCUUGAAAUGCCUCAAGAUUAAUGGUGGUGCUGAAUCCGGUCCUUCAAAUGAUGAUGAUGAGCUGUGGCGUUACUUCAAGUCCAAGAAAGAAGCAUUCCCUUUUUUCUACAAGGCUUAUUCUCACCUUCGAAUGAAAAACUGGGUAGUCAGGUCAGGGGCUCAGUAUGGUGUAGACUUCAUUGUCUAUCGUCAUCAUCCGGCUCGAGUGCAUUCUGAGUACGGUGUACUUGUUCUAUCACAUGACAAUCAUGAUGAUCUACAUGGAAGACUCAGAGUAUGGUCUGAUGUUCAUUGCACUACUCGACUUCUUGGAAGUGUUGCAAAAACUCUACUACUUUUGCAUGUUAAUAGAAAUGGUCACGGUGACGAGUCUUUGUUAUGUUUGGCAAACUAUACCGUUGAAGAGCGCAUGAUCUCUAGAUGGAGUCCAGAACAAUGUCGGGAAAGGUCCUUAUAGAUACUUCAUGUUCUUAAUAGUACUACUAUUAUUUCAGUUCUGCAUGAUUUAAUAACUGUUUCUUUUUGUAAGACAUUUAUCAAUUGUUGAAAAUGAUUCACUUGAUUGUGAUUUGUUCCCCAAGUCUUGAAUUGCAAAUUGGGAGCACCCAUUAGAAAAUCAUCAUAUAGGAGGAGUCUUUAUGAAACUUCUAAGAUAAAAAAAAUGUAAUCAGGUUUUCAUUUUUACAAGCAAUUUCUAUUCAAAUACAAUGUCUUUUUUUAGGUUUUCA
Lathyrus oleraceus (garden pea) is the source of this 1133-nucleotide messenger RNA. Its product is annotated as tRNA-splicing endonuclease subunit Sen2-1. The transcript is spliced from 2 exons. Gene Ontology annotation, biological process: tRNA-type intron splice site recognition and cleavage; tRNA splicing, via endonucleolytic cleavage and ligation. Gene Ontology annotation, molecular function: tRNA-intron lyase activity; nucleic acid binding. The record is from RefSeq and is a predicted model, not a curated record. Lineage: Eukaryota; Viridiplantae; Streptophyta; Magnoliopsida; Fabales; Fabaceae. Bases 125 to 862 code for a protein of 245 amino acids. Gene Ontology annotation, cellular component: tRNA-intron endonuclease complex; cytoplasm.